ACUCGGAUAUAUUGUCUGAACACAUUCACGUACCAAACUUUUCGGCGACUCAGUAUAACCUUAUUUUGUCCAAGUCCUCGCCACAGACUUUUAACCCAGAUUGGGAGAGGUAAAAAAGGUCUUUCCAAUCUCGGAUUCCAGAACACCGCAAAAUCCUUUUCACAAUUCAAGGAUAACCAACAAGGUUCACAAUAAGCGACAUCCAAAAUUACAGAAUAGAAAACGGAUAUGAAGUUGUCAGUGUGUAUCAUUACACUAAUCGGGGCUUUUGUAGCUGCCGAGGAGAGGGUGAAACGCCAAUCUAGGUACCCAACACAAGAUGCUGUCAGAUACCCUCCUCCACAAGGUACUGUCAGACAUCCACCCUCACAAGCUGUUGUCAGACAUCCACCCCCACAAGAUGCUGUCAACUAUCCACCCCCACAAGCUGGUGGACAUCAAAAUAAACCCAUUCAGCAGUACCGUCCACCACCAUCAGGCGGCGCUCCAGUUGAUUCUAGACCUUCAUCUCGUGGUAGGCCUAAGGUACGAAAGCCUUCUCAACAAUCUUUGAGAGGCAGAGUUCCGCAAGAGGAAGAACCAACUACUCCCGAUCCUUUGUCGGUAUUGUUAGGUAACUCCAAGUUUGGAUGUUCUGAUAAGCAUGAUGGCUACUAUGCUGAUGACAGUGUUAACUGUAAAGUGUUUCACUACUGUGUGGGGGGUUCCAAGCACUCGUGGUUGUGUCCAAAGGGUACCGUGUUUCACCAAGUCCACUUAAACUGUGUACCCUCCAGCCAGGACAUCUGCUCUCAAUCUGAAAAGUACCAUUUGGUUAAUGAUUAUCUCUACAAGCCUCUUGAAGAGAAAGGGCCUAACAAUACUCUUCGGUACCACCAAAGGUAUUAUCCGGAAAAGUUCUUAUAUGGGGGUCGAGCACCCCCGCAUCCUGCACCCCAACAAGUACAUUCAGCCCCAGAAGCCCAAGGGUAUGCAGAUUAUGAUUAUAGUAGCGCACCCGCAUCCACCCAAUACGAACAAGAACGACCUCCUGCUCAGUCUCCACCUCCUAGAGGGCCCGCUUCUUAUGAUCCACCUCGUCAAUCUUCUCCAGCUAGACGAGCUCCUCCUAGAACUGCCCCAUCUCCACAAAAGCCUUACAAUGUUGGAAGCUACAAACCAUCUUCAUCAUCAGGACAGUACGGAAAUUUUCCUGAACCACCUGCAGAUUUUCAACGGGUUCCAAACACCCGUCGUGCUUCCAGCUCAGAUUCUGGUGCUACUUAUCAGCAAGGAAAUUCCUACGGGUCACCUUCUGGUAGUGGAAAUUCUCAGCAGUAUGCCGGAGUAAAAUAUGAUAAUUAUUAAAACUUGAAAAAAAAAAAACAUCAGCAAAUAGUAAAGAAUGUCAAAUAUUAAGUUCGAAACUGAAAUUCCUAAAAUAUCGUUGUUAAGUUUAUGCGAAAUCUAAAACAUAAAAUUAAUACUUUGAUUUAUAAUUUCUAAUUUGCAUUACCAUAAUAUUGUUAAAAGUAACCGAUAAAUAAACAACUGUUUCGCAAUAAUCUGGUUGUCUUUAAAACAAUUUCCUAGUUUUGUACCUUUUAAGCUAUCUACAAUAAUUUUUAAAGAAUAAGAGAGCGCAAUGAAAAAACAAAUCUUUAUAUCGUAAAGAAGAAACACAUUUGGUGGAGGGAUAAAUUAUACUGCAGGAAGCGCAUAUAUACUGGUGAUAGAUCUAGUUAUUUUCACACUGAAAAUAGAGCCUAAACU
This is a messenger RNA of Limulus polyphemus (Atlantic horseshoe crab), 1752 nucleotides long. RefSeq names its product early nodulin-75-like. NCBI's taxonomy places the organism in Eukaryota, Metazoa, Arthropoda, Merostomata, Xiphosura, Limulidae. The coding region runs from base 229 to 1347 and encodes 372 amino acids. The transcript is spliced from 7 exons. Gene Ontology annotation, molecular function: chitin binding. Gene Ontology annotation, cellular component: extracellular region. The record is from RefSeq and is a predicted model, not a curated record.